CGCUGCAUUCCUCAGGGCGACGGUGCUCAUGCUCGUGAGCCCUUUCCUGGCUUGUUUCUGUUUCCUAGGGCAACGUUGUGGAUAGGCCUCUCCUCCCCUUUCCUCAAUUUCUCCUUUUAUUCUAUGGGAAUUCAUCCCCUAACUUCCCGGUUGCUUACUGUGCCGGGCCUGACCCCAGGCGUUGAGCACAGCGUGUCACUGUGUACUCCUGCCUAGUUUGGGGAAUUCAGAGGGCUGGAGGCCAGCAACGAUGCUCCCCUGUCUUCCUCCUGCUCUUCCAGGGUGAACAUGGCCAAAGGGUUGAAUGGCGAAAAUGGAAGCGGCAGAAGAAAGAGGAGAAAAAGAAGUGGAAGGACCUCAAGAUAAUGAAAAAACUGGAGCGGCAGCGGGCCCAGGAGGAACAGGCCAAGCGCCAGGAGGAGGAGGAGGAGGAGGCUGCUGCCCAGAGGAGCGACCAAGAAAUCCUGCCUAUCCUCUCCUGCCUAGCUAUUGGCCAUUCAGCUCUUUAUUAAACCAAUCAGAAGGACGGCCUUACACUCUGAGCGUGGCCCUGCCGGGCUCCAUCCUGGACAACGCCCAGUCACCUGAGCUUCGCACCUACCUGGCUGGCCAGAUCGCUAGAGCCUGCACCAUCUUCUGCGUCGACGAGAUCGUGGUGUUCGAUGAGGAGGGCCAGGAUACCAAGACUGUGGAAGGGGAAUUCAAGGGAGUUGGCAAGAAGGGGCAGGCGUGUGUACAGCUGGCCCGCAUCCUGCAGUACCUGGAGUGUCCACAGUACCUGAGAAAGGCGUUCUUCCCCAAACAUCAGGACCUGCAGUUCGCAGGGAUCCUCAACCCCUUGGACAGUCCUCACCACAUGCGUCAGGAUGAGGAAUCCGAGUUCCGAGAAGGCGUUGUGGUGGACCGGCCCACCAAGGCAGGCCAUGGCUCUUUGGUCAACUGUGGAAUGAAGAAGGAGGUGAAGAUUGACAAGAAACUGGAACCUGGACUCCGCGUGACCGUGCGACUGAACCAGAAGCAGCUCCCCCCAGAAUGCAAGACCUACAAGGGGACAGUCGUGUCGUCACAGGACCCCCGCACCAAAGCUGGUCUCUACUGGGGCUACACUGUCCGGCUGGCCUCCUGUCUCAGUGCCGUGUUUGCUGAGGCUCCCUUCCAGGAUGGGUACGACCUGACCAUUGGUACAUCAGAACGUGGCUCCAACGUGGCCUCUGCCCAGCUGCCCAGCUUCAGGCAUGCUCUUGUGGUGUUCGGGGGCCUCCAAGGGCUGGAAGCUGGAGUGGAUGCUGACCCCAACCUUGAAGUGUCUGAACCCAGUGUCCUCUUCGACUUCUACGUCAACACAUGCCCCAACCAGGGCAGCCGUACCAUCCGCACUGAGGUGAGCCGCAGGCACAGGCACCCGGUCCUCCUUGUGAUCCACCCUAGGUGCUUUCUCCCAAGAUUUACUUAUGAGUUCAUGUACUUCUGCACGUCAGAAGAGGACAUCAGAUCCCACGAGACUACAGGUAUAGACGGUUAUGAACCACCAUGUAGAUGCUGGGAAUUGAACUCGGGACCUCUGGAAAAGCAACCAGUGCUCUUAACCACCGAGACAUCUUCCGAGCCUCAGCCUAAAUGCCUUUUCUGAAGGUGGGGUCCUUACCACAGCAAACUCGUGGCAGGGACAGGACACAAGAGCCAUAAAGGUUGCAAGUCCUGGGCCAGUAGUAGUCCCCAGGUACCCUGUCUGUCCCUGUUCAGGGCCUCUGCUUCCUUGGUGAUGUCCUAGGCCCCUCUGGGUGUCAACAACAUUUCUGUGCUGAGGAAAAGUGUCCCACAAGAACAGAGCAUCUGCCGGGCGGUGGUGGCGCACACCUUUAAUCCCAGCACUCGGGAGGCAGAGCCAAGCAGAUCUCUGUGAGUUCGAGGCCAGCCUGGGCUACCAAAUGAGCCCCAGGAAAGGCGCAAAGCUACACAGAGAAACCCUGUCUCGAAAAAAACAAAAAAAGAACA
This is a messenger RNA of Peromyscus californicus insignis, 1995 nucleotides long. It is a transcript of the gene Spout1, whose product is annotated as SPOUT domain containing methyltransferase 1. The coding region runs from base 305 to 1630 and encodes 441 amino acids. Gene Ontology annotation, molecular function: miRNA binding. Lineage: Eukaryota; Metazoa; Chordata; Mammalia; Rodentia; Cricetidae. Gene Ontology annotation, cellular component: spindle pole centrosome; mitotic spindle; kinetochore. Gene Ontology annotation, biological process: miRNA processing; maintenance of centrosome location. The transcript is spliced from 11 exons. The record is from RefSeq and is a predicted model, not a curated record.